Molecule: messenger RNA, 1362 nt
Organism: Rhododendron vialii
Lineage: Eukaryota; Viridiplantae; Streptophyta; Magnoliopsida; Ericales; Ericaceae
Product: fructose-bisphosphate aldolase, cytoplasmic isozyme 1
Exons: 3
Coding region: 134-1207 (357 amino acids)
Biological process (GO): glycolytic process; fructose 1,6-bisphosphate metabolic process
Cellular component (GO): cytosol
Molecular function (GO): fructose-bisphosphate aldolase activity
Source: RefSeq, a predicted model, not a curated record
GGAUCCUAUUGGGAUAUUCUAGCAAGUGCAUUUCCAAUCAUCUAUAUAGACUGCUGCUUGUGUAACUUCUGUUUUUGCAAUAUUUCCCUCCACACUUCCUUCUCUAUUAAGCCCAUUAUCCACAGCAGCAACCAUGUCUGCUUUCGUUGGAAAGUUCUCAGAUGAACUGAUCAAGAAUGCCAAGUACAUUGCCACCCCAGGAAAGGGCAUUCUAGCCGCCGACGAAAGCACUGGUACCAUCGGGAAGCGUCUAUCAAGCAUCAACGUCGACAACAACAUUGACAACCGCCAAGCUCUCCGCGAGCUCCUUCUGACCUCUCCCAAUGCACUUACCUACCUCUCUGGUGUCAUUUUCUUUGAAGAAACCCUCUACCAAAAAACCCUAGAUGGAAAGCCCUUUGUCGAGCUCCUCAAGGAAAACAAUGUGGUCCCUGGAAUCAAAGUCGACAAGGGCACUGUCGAUUUAGCUGGUACCAAUGGAGAGACCACCACCCAAGGUUUCGAUUCGUUAGGAGCUCGUUGUCAGCAAUUCUAUGAGGCUGGGGCCCGGUUUGCCAAGUGGCGUGCGGUCCUCAAGAUUGGCAUCACUGAACCGUCUGAGCUGUCGAUCCAGCAGAAUGCGCAGGGAUUGGCGCGUUAUGCAAGGAUUUGUCAGGAUAACGGACUUGUGCCGAUUGUUGAGCCAGAGGUGUUGACGGAUGGGAGUCAUGACAUUAAGAAAUGUGCUGCUGUCACUGAAACCGUGCUUGCUGCCUGUUACAAGGCACUGAAUGACCACCAUGUUCUUCUAGAAGGAACGCUAUUGAAGCCCAACAUGGUUACACCAGGAUCUGAUAGCCCAAAGGUAGCACCGGAGGUGAUUGCACAAUACACGGUUACAGCAUUGCGCCGAACUGUCCCAGCGGCAGUGCCCGGAAUAGUGUUUUUGUCAGGUGGACAGAGUGAGGAAGAGGCAACAAUCAACCUGAAUGCCAUGAACAAGCUACAGGUGUUGAAGCCGUGGACACUUUCCUUCUCUUUUGGGCGGGCUCUGCAGCAAAGCACCCUUAAGACAUGGGGUGGAAAGAAGGAGAAUGUGGCCAAGGCUCAAGAGGUCUUCUUGGGAAGGUGCAAGGCCAAUUCCAACGCAACUCUGGGAAAGUAUGUCGGGGGAAGUGGUGAUGGUUUGGCUAAUGAGAGUUUGUAUGUAAAGGGUUACAAGUACUGAUGACCAUUCUCUGCGAGAAAUGGGAACGCUGAUUAGAAUCAUGUAUCCUCUUUGCUGUUGUUUUUCCCUUUCCUAUCCUUUAAAAUGUAAUUAACACUUUAUUAACACUUUUUCCAUAAGUCGAAACUAGUAAUAUAUUGUCACUAUAUAUGGUA